Molecule: messenger RNA, 522 nt
Organism: Dicrocoelium dendriticum
Lineage: Eukaryota; Metazoa; Platyhelminthes; Trematoda; Plagiorchiida; Dicrocoeliidae
Source: the annotation of a GenBank genome assembly
AUGUCCACGUUGAACAAACACGAAAAAAACGGUGCUCAUUCUCAGCUUUUGUGCUUCACUAUUUACACACUGCUGUUGUGGAAUAUAGUAUCGGAUAUAUUACAACUGCAUUCAUCAAUUUACCCCAGUCCAAGAAAGCGGCGCACGAGUGCACCGGCUGCUCCUUUCAAGAAGCUUACUAUGUCUGGAUGUAAUGCUCGCUUUUGUGAGAUACGUUAUAACCGCUACAAAACAAUAAACAUUGAAUUUCAAGCUGCUGAGAAACUGGGCGAUUUCAAUGUGAAAGUUAGCGCGUUGUUGUCAAAACCCGCACGCCGGUUUUUGAUCUUUGAUUUGGAAAUGGACUGCACUCCUUUUAAUGAAAAUGAAUGUAGAAUAUCAAAACAUGGGACUAACUACACCAUAUCUCAUCCCGUUAUAAUCAAAGAACCAUGGCUAAAGGAUCAACAUACAUUGGAAUGGACGUUUUGGUCUGACGGAAAACGCAUAAUUUGUUCCCUCAUUGAAGUUUGGGUUUGGUGA